AGAAGAAGACGAGCUGACAAAUCUCAACUCGGUUGCGGAGCUGCCUGCAUCAUCUGCCAAGCGAGCCAGGAACCGACUAACAGAACCCGAGGAACAAAAAUGGCGUUCACAUUCGCGGCCUUUUGUUACAUGCUCGCGCUGCUGCUCACGGCGGCGCUUAUCUUCUUCGCUAUCUGGCACAUAAUAGCAUUUGAUGAGCUGAAGACUGACUACAAGAAUCCUAUAGAUCAGUGUAACACGUUAAAUCCGCUGGUUCUCCCAGAAUAUCUCAUCCAUUUCUUCUUCUGCGUGAUGUUCUUCUGUGCGGCCGAGUGGCUCACCCUCAGUCUCAACUUACCGCUGCUGGCUUAUCACGUCUGGAGGUAUAUGAGCAGACCCGUGAUGAGCGGUCCAGGACUCUACGACCCAACCACCAUCAUGAAUGCGGACAUCCUGGCGUUCUGUCAAAAGGAAGGCUGGUGCAAACUGGCUUUUUACCUGCUGUCAUUCUUCUACUAUCUCUAUGGGAUGAUUUAUGUUCUGGUGAGCUCUUAAGCUGGAGGACAAGGACCUACCUGCAUGUACAGUAGACGGCCAGACACUAAGACCUUAGUGCUGGAACACUGGACCUGCUGGAGACCGCCGAUCAGCAACAAAAGACGCCAUUUCAAGCGGACGAACUCUCGACACCCCUCCCCUCCAUUUAGCCCGUUUUAAGAGAAUAUCUCGGCCGCAGCGUUCCACAGCACUAUAGUUUUUUUUUAAUUAUUUUUAAUAUAAAUUGUGUGAUUUUUUUUUUUUUUUUUUUUUUUUUUUUUGAUGCUUGGAAUUUAAAAAAAAAAAAAAAGUUCUUCCCCCUCAUCUUGUGUUUACAAAAAUUGUAGGUAGACAUUUUCAGGUGUGCAUUUAUGUGAGAAUCUGAGCCGCAUUAAUUUUUUAUUUUUUUUUAUUUUACCUGUGAAUUAGAUUCCGUGGCCUCGACGUCUAAUUUAUCACCUGCAGCGUGAUUUCAUAAUCAUUGCGGCGAACAAAUGGUCAAACGCAAACCACACUUCUCGUUAUCGCUCACAGAUGCAUUACGGUCUUUUUAAAAACGGAGGGCGGGGGCUGAAGAGCGGGGUUGGGGGGGGGGGGGGUUGUCAUCACUUAGUGAAACGUGUUGCACGGGGACAAUCACAACCUGGUUGUCACGUUGUUUCUUUUUAGAACCGUCUGAUGUAUCCGCUCCAUACUUCAGAUAAUAUCCAUCAUCAUCAUUUACACAACGUAAUCCCUGUUGAACUCAAUGGCAAUAUUUAAGUGUGACUCCAGCGUAGCCGGCAGUGUGUUGACCUGUAUUUGUGUAGAAUCGCUCUCGCAGCUAUCAAUAAAUUAGAAGGUAGACUCAACGGUACAAUAAUGUAGUCGAGCAUUAGGACGCGUUAUUCUCAAGAGUAUGCCAGUGUUUAUUUAUUCAAUGUUUUGAAUUUUACUUAAAAGAUAUCAAGCACUCCAAAUACGCACGCUGUGUCGGGUCUUUUCCAGUCAUCAAAUCUGGAGCGGGAUGUUUUUCUCAAUAGAAUGGAGGCUAUUAGACAAACAUGUUCAUAAAUACCAGAGUAUUUAUUGCCAUUUUUCAAGUGUGUGUGUGUGUGUGUGUAUAUUUAUCAGGGAAAGCAAUGGUAAUUUGUCACGGAUAACAUCAACAUUUUUUUAAUGUAUUAGAUUCCAUCAUUUCACAUCUAGGAAACAACAACUUGAGUUUAUUUUAAUCUAAAUAAAACUAUCCCACUCUGUUAUAAUGGACUGGAGUGUUGUUUUAACUCAUGUCCUUUUCACGAGUGGCAUAAAUACAUAUUCUUGUUAGUGGAGUGGCUAAUAAACAAUGUUAUGAGAACUAAUGUGGAGCAGAAAAGUACUGAUUUUUGCUGCUACAGAUUUAGAGGAAGGAUGGUAUUUCAGAAAAUUCAGCUCAUUGGACAUCAACAAUAAAAUAAACAGACACACAGCGGGAGACCUUUUCCCAGUUGACAUCUUCAGCAAUUAUGACAAACUUUUAUUUAUUUUUUAACGCUAACAUGUUGUAAACUUGCCAAGAGGAUAUCCUCAAGGCUUUUAAUUGGAUUAUAAUGAGGAGAAAACAAAGCAAUAUAUUAAGAGUAUUCUGUUAAAGUGCAGUCAUUAGAGAAUACAAUUACAUAUCACACACAAUGAGGAGAACUCUUUCACGGAUUAGAGGCGUGAUCACCGGGACACCGAGCGCUCUGUGGACACCGCUCGGCUUUCUUGGUACGCCGCGUACUUUUCCCGAAACUCGUGGAGGAAGUUGUAUUGCUACAGGGAAAAAAAAGUUGAAUUACGGUCUUAAUUAAAUUUCUAAACAGUUGAAACUUGCUUGACAUUGGGUGGAAUAUUGUCACUUAUAUUUCUAUGAUUGCAUCCAUGUUUACACCAUACAGGUCUGGGUCCUUCUCAAUAGAGAACUUUGACUUUGACAUUUUUAAAAUAUGUCCCCCAAUAUUUGUUUUGUAACAAACAAUAAGUAGCAUUUUUAACAGGACAACUUUGUGUAGGAUUUGGUAGCAUCUAGUUCAAUUUUCUCACAACAGCAAUUGAAUCAGAAACUUUUAAUCUUUAAACUCUCAUGUCGAAGCGCUGUCACAGGGAUCCAUUACGGUAUUUAUCAAACUGGGUCUUAUUUUCAUAAUUACUGGAAACUUAACUUUUUUUUUUUUUUUAAACUCAUAAAUAAUGUAAUAAUGAGAAGUGGGAGCAAAUUCAAGAAAACUAACUGCAGUGGCUGGUUAUCCAAGAGAGGUCACUUACCAUAAUAUUAUUAUGAACAAGAAUAUGCCGACGAACUAAAUAAAAUGGAAGAAUUUAAUGGAGGAACAUUUAAAAAUAUUCCCCGCUUAUUUCAUUAUUAAAUCAACAAAAUUAUAAUUUCUUUAUAUCUUGAGCAAGUGAAUAAAAAGUUAUGAAAUCAACAUCAACACUUAUGAUAUUCCGGCUGCAUUAAUGCUAAAUAUCGACAUGUUUUAAUGAGGCAAACAUUUAAAAGCCGUGCGGUUCCUUAACAACAGAUCCAUACAGACCUUCACGGUCUGUAUGGCUCCUCCUCCUCGGUGCUCCCUCAGGAUUUCGAUGGCUUUGUUUGCCGUCAUCGUGAGAGAGAGCUGGAGCAGCAGACAGGCAGCGACUGAGAAACACGAGACAUCAGGCUUUUUAAAAUAAAAAGAAGAAAAAAACACUGAUCUGGUUUGAUAUGAAAAAUGACACAAAGAACAACUUUCAAAGUAAAAGGAUAAGUAAAAUAUUCGUACUUAAUCCGGAGCGUCCCAGGCCUCCGUAGCAGCUGAAGGGGGAAGGAGG
Molecule: messenger RNA, 3330 nt
Organism: Cyclopterus lumpus (lumpfish)
Lineage: Eukaryota; Metazoa; Chordata; Actinopteri; Perciformes; Cyclopteridae
Gene: cnih1
Product: cornichon family AMPA receptor auxiliary protein 1
Exons: 5
Coding region: 100-534 (144 amino acids)
Biological process (GO): vesicle-mediated transport
Source: RefSeq, a predicted model, not a curated record